CGCAUCAUCUCUUACACUUAAUUUAUUAAAACUCCCAUCUCUUUCUCGCCGUGCAGACCGGAUCUUGCAACAUUUCACCUCUCUUGAACCAUGCGAAGCUCAAAAUAUGGCUUACGUAGCGCCUAUCCACCGGCCCAACAGCGUUCGACACGCAAUACGUGCCAAUUUGUUUCCUGAAGAGAAGGAUCCAUGUUUGAUUCUUGCCAAGACUAAUCGCCUAGAAAUAUGGAAGCUCGACAUAAACGGAAGUGUAGUUCAUACUGAUACGAAAGUUGUUAACGGCACCAUUUCUAUACUACAGAAACUACGACCUCGAGAUGCCGAUACGGAGUUAGUCUUCGUCGGAACCGACAGAUUCCAUUACUUCACAUUUGGGUGGAAUGCCACAGAUAAAAAGCUGGAAACAGUCGACUCUUUCUUCGACCUACACGAAAAACACAUGCGAGAUGCUCUAAGCCAGGAUCUAUGUAUCGUUGAUCCGACUGGACGGUUCAUGGCUGUCUUCCUCUGGGAGGGAGUCGUGAAUGUGUUGCGCAUGCACACGGUCAAGAGCAAGAGGAAUAAUCUACAUUGGAUGGACCAAAUACGAGUCUCCGAGCUUUUCAUCAAAGGUGCGGCUUUCUUACAUGUUGAAACUGGCCACCCGAAGAUCGCCUUCUUACACCAAUCUCGAACCGAUGUCCCCGACUCCGAACUUGUCACAUACCGCUUAACGACCGACGAUAAAAAUACAGAAGUAUCCCGAUUCGAAAUCCGGGAUCGAGUUGAUCAGUUGGAUAUUCAAGAUCCCGGCGCCAAUAUAAUAAUACCGGUUGGGAGAGGUGAAGAAGACCAGAAACGUUACAUUAUACGGAACGCUUCUACUGCGCGAGCUCAGCUAGGAGGUUUGAUCGUUGUCGGAGAGACGCGGCUGUUGUACUAUGAUGACGCUGCUAAGCAGAGUGUUGAGACUGCACUUGAAGAACCGACCAUAUUCGUUACCUGGACUGAAUAUGACGUCUCACAUUACUUCCUCGGGGACGAUUACGGGAAUCUAUGGAUACUCGAGAUCCUCCUUGACGGCGCCGUGAUCAAUGGUUUACGAAUGACUAAGUUAGGACAAACCUCGAGGGCUUCUAGUCUUGUGUACAUGGGGUGUAAUAUAUUAUUUGUUGGAUCGGCUUAUGGCGAUUCGCAGGUCUUUAAGGUCGACCCAAUCGCCAAGUACCCGCCACAAUUGAUUCAGACCUUGAACAACAUUGCGCCAAUAAUGGAUCUCAACAUCAUGGAUAUGGGAAAUCGCGAAGGGGAGGAUCAAACAACUAAUGAAUACUCCUCUGGUCAAGCACGAAUCGUCGCAGGCAGUGGCAUUUUCAAGGACGGAAGCUUGAGGAGUGUACGGAGUGGUGUUGGGCUGGAUGACAUCGGAAUUCUUGCGGACAUGGAUAAUGUUAGAGCCUUAUUCUCCCUAAGAUCCCACGGAGCAUCCAAGACCGACAUAUUGGUCGUCUCAUUUCUGAUAGAAACUCGAAUAUUUACGUUCUCUCCUAAAGGCGAAAUCAAAGAGGUUGAAUCAUUCGGGGGGAUGAUAUUUGACGAGCAGACAUUGUUGGCUCGAAACCUACCAAAUGGCCGACUUAUCCAAGUCACGAAAAGCAGUAUGAUACUCGUCGACCUCGAGGGCAGUGUUGUUGUAUCAACUUGGAAACCUGCCAGUGGACAAAUUACCGAUGUGUCGGCGAAUGAUGAGCGGGUACUGGUCGCUGUCGACGGAAAAAUCCUCAUAUCGAUGCAAAUUCAAGAAGACUUGGUUCAAGUGGAGCAUAACGAUCUCGAGGAAAAAGACCAGGUUGCUUGUGUCCACUUGCCUCCAGAAUAUCCCACUAUUGGCAUAGUUGGUUUUUGGAAAUCGGGCACUGUCUCCAUAAUUGACUUGAAAACUCUUCAGUCUAUCCAAGGAGAAACCCUACGAAGAAAAGACAAUAACGCUUCUAUACCUCGGGAUAUUGCGCUUGCACAGGUACUCCCCCCAUCUCUUGCGGGCCCGACACUAUUCGUGACCAUGGACGAUGGUUUCGUGAUUACCUUCAACGUAUCGAAGGACGACUUUUCCCUAUCUGGGCGAAAGAGCAUUGUCUUAGGGACACGACAAGCAAGAUUACAGCUAAUCCCUCGAGCCGAUGGAAUUUAUAAUUUGUUCGCUUGUAGCGAGCAUCCUAGCCUAGUUUAUGGAGCCGAGGGUCGGGUUGUUUACUCGGCGGUCACGGCAGAUGAUGCGACUUGUGUAUCUCAUUUUGAUGCCGAAGCCUUCCCCGAUUCUAUCGUGGUUGCAACGGAGAGAGAGUUGAAGAUAUCUACGAUAGAUACCGAACGCAGAACACACGUACAAUCCCUACAAAUGGGAGAAACCAUUCGCCGUAUAGCGUAUUCUCGUCACGAACGAACUUUCGGUUUGGGAUGUAUCAAGAGAGAAAUAAGGAAUAACGAAGAGAUAAUCACUAGUUCGUUCCGACUGGUGGAUGAAACCAUAUUCAAACAGCUUGGGAAGCCAUUUGCUCUCGAAAGCUCACCACGAACGGAACUUAUCGAAACGGUGAUUCGAGCUGAACUUCCGGAUGCAUAUGGAAUUCCAGCCGAGAGAUUCUUAGUCGGGACAUCCUACCUCAAUGAUGAGCAAGAUGGUGCGCCGGCGAAUUCUAUUAGAGGACGAAUCUUAGUCCUUGGGAUCGACGGCGAACGAUCACCUUAUCUAAUUGACAGUCGGAACUUGAAGGGGGCUUGUAGAUGCCUUGGAAUCAUGGGCGACAAAAUCGUUGCAGCUCUAACAAAAACGGUUGUUGUAUACUCCUACAACGAGACAUCAUCAACCUCUGCGGACAUCGAAAAGAUUGUAUCAUACCGGCCUUCUACGUAUCCUACGGACUUAGCAAUUGAGGGUAAUAUUAUUGCAGUAGCUGACCUUAUGAAGUCGAUGGCCCUGGUCGAGUAUGUUCCGCCUACCGAAGGUGCGGGGGCUAAGCUUGUUGAAGUCUCGAGACAUUACCAGUCCUCCUGGGCUACCUCAGUCUGCUAUGUGGGCGAGGAGUCAUGGCUCGAAUCGGACGCGCAAGGCAAUUUAAUUGUUUUAAGGAGAAAUCUGGCAGGGGUCACUAUUGAGGAUCGGCGCCGGAUGGAAGUCACGAGUGAAUUCAAUUUAGGAGAAACGGUGAAUAAGAUUCGAAAGGUGAAGCUCGAUACUAGCAUAAAUGCCAUCAUCUUGCCACAGGCAUUCCUUGGCACGGUUGAAGGAGGUGUCUACGUAUUCGGACUUAUUUCACCACAAUAUCAGGACCUUUUAAUCCGAUUCCAAGCCAAAAUAGCCGAGGUAGUGGAAACGACCGGAAAAAUAUUCUUUUCUAGAUACCGAUCCUUCAAAAACGAAGAACGCGAAUCGGACGGGCCGUUCCGUUUCAUUGAUGGAGAGUUUAUUGAGCGGUUCCUCGACAUAGAUGAGAAGACGCAAGAGGAAAUCUGCGAAGGGUUAGGCCCAGAUGUUGAGGCUAUGCGAACACUUGUCGAGGAGUUGAAACGAAUGCAUUAAAGGCGUUUGCAAAUCUCGGUUUUUGAUUGCGAAUGGCGGGAGUAUUGGUGUAUAUCCCUCGAUACUAAGGGUAAAACGGGCACGAUAGCAAUAAAUGAGAUCAAGAAUAAAAUAUAAAGUCUUAAAAAAUUUCAAUUAAUAAGUCAGAAAUCAAUGUUUGCUGAGAUGUGACGUAGUGAUCU
Hypoxylon trugodes is the source of this 3741-nucleotide messenger RNA. Its product is annotated as mono-functional DNA-alkylating methyl methanesulfonate N-term-domain-containing protein. NCBI's taxonomy places the organism in Eukaryota, Fungi, Ascomycota, Sordariomycetes, Xylariales, Hypoxylaceae. The transcript is spliced from 3 exons. Gene Ontology annotation, cellular component: nucleus; site of double-strand break. Gene Ontology annotation, molecular function: nucleic acid binding; protein binding. The record is from RefSeq and is a predicted model, not a curated record. The coding region runs from base 107 to 3559 and encodes 1150 amino acids. Gene Ontology annotation, biological process: DNA repair; proteasome-mediated ubiquitin-dependent protein catabolic process.